Molecule: messenger RNA, 3336 nt
Organism: Amphimedon queenslandica
Lineage: Eukaryota; Metazoa; Porifera; Demospongiae; Haplosclerida; Niphatidae
Exons: 14
Coding region: 394-3336 (980 amino acids)
Biological process (GO): signal transduction
Molecular function (GO): protein binding
Source: RefSeq, a predicted model, not a curated record
GUGAAAGUCAUUGCAGUACUAAGUAGUCUAGUCAGUUUCAGGUCUUCAGGUGUCACAGAGUGGUCAACUAUUGCUUCAUCUACUUCUUUUUUUCUCUCACUGCCGCAGCUACCUAGGUCAAGCGAUCAGCGUUUCUACUCCAGCUCAUUAGCUCCUAAAAAGCUAAUUGUUAACAAAAGUCAUGACAUUAUCAUUCCACUUGUACUCCGAGUUAAGUUGUGCUCCAACAUGGCGGACGUAAUGAUUGGCCACGCCUACUGCAACCUAUCUAUAGUAAUAUUUAUUUUGCUGUGACCUUUAAUAUAAUGGUAUUCAUUGGAAUACCAACACUAUAACUCUACAUGGACCUCACCUAGUCCAAGGCAACAAGCAACUCUAUAAGCUAGCAAUUUAAUGUCUACUCCUGGAAGACAGAUCCAUCAUCAACCAGACAGGAUCUUGGGUAUUAAAGAUCUAAAUGAAGUUAUUGGUACACUGGAAAGGAGUGGAUUUUCAGAGGAUGGGUGGAAUGAGCUAGGUCUUAAGCUACACAUCAGUCAGCCAAAGCUCAAUACAGUUAAAGCUAAUAAUCCUCAUGAUGUGAAAGGACGUCUUAGAGGAUGUCUAGAUCUUUGGCUCCAGCAGAGUUAUGAUACUUAUAAAUAUGGUCUACCCACAUUGGAGCUAUUAGCUGCUGCUGCUGAAGAGAUGGGAUUAAAAGCUGUAGCUUCUGGAAUCAAUCCACAGGGAAGCACUCAGUCACAAACAAAAUCGCCAAAAGAAAUUCAGCAUAUCAUUGAAGUAUACUCUCCUAAUUAUAUUAAAAAUCUAAAAGGAAAGUUUGCAUCGUUUAAAACCGAACUCCUUAAGCGACUUUCCAGACAUAUAAAAGAUGGUGUAAUAGAGCUUAUCGAUAUUGCCAGAUUUGUUGGAGCGACAACUAAAGUUAAAGGUCUAGCAACUACAGCUUCUGUUGAUGAUUUGUUUGAUUCAAUUCAAGAUCACUUUUCUUAUCUCAAUUGUGAACACAUAGAAAUCUUUGUUAGUGAUUUUCUGAAUGAUGAGGACAAGGAUUUAAAGGACAAAAUGAAGGCAUACAAAAGAGAUCUUGACAAUUUUGAAAAAACCAUAAAGCUAAAACAACUUGAGAAAGAUUUAGAUAAUGUACGUUUAACACAUUCUCAUUCAUCUUGCAAAGUUGUGAUCAAGUUGGUAGGUGAAUGGGAAAAUGAAACUCUUGCUAAACUUAAAGACUUUUUGAAACAUUACUUUAAAGAAGAUUCCCUUUUUAAUUUGGUCUGUGUCACAGAUGGAUGCUUAAGUGUGACAUUCCUAGUGCCUCUUUCUUUUUCUCAGUAUCUCAUUGAUACUGCAACUCCACAACUGAAGUCUAUGUCUCGUGUUGGUGUACUUCAGCUGAUUAUUAACGAUGUUGAGCUUCUUGAUGGAAAAGAUGAUAUCAAUCUUGAUGAGUCACUAAUUGAAGCAGUCAAGUUAGAUAAACCAUUUGAAGUUUCUUUGUUGUUGUCAUUGGGAGCUGAUCCGUACUAUGAAGAUGAUAAUGGAGACAAAGUACUGGAGUUAGCAAUACAGGGAGGGAAUGAAGAAAUAAUAGAAUUAAUAUCAAUAGCUACAGAUACACAAGUUAUGGAAUUAGAAAGUCAAAAGGAGUUAUCUGAUGAAGAAGAUAGAAAAUUUGAAAAUGAAAAUGAAAACUUAGAAGUGGAGAUUCAGAAACUACAGGACUCCAAUGCUGUUACCACCAUAAUACCACUAACCCACUUACCAAAUAUGGCUACUGCUAGAGGAGAAACUGGAGUAGAAAUCAAUGAUCACUUAGGUAUUGAAGAUCUUGGUGAGGUUAUCAGUACAUUAGAAAAGAGUGAAUUUUCAGAUCACAGAUGGGUUGAAUUAGGUCUUAAAUUACACAUCAGUCAGAAAGAGCUUGAUACAGUUGGAGCUAAUAAUCCUCAGGAUGUGAAAACAUGUCUUAGAAAGUGUCUAGCUCACUGGCUGAGGUGGAAUUAUGAUGUUGAUAAGUAUGGUAAGCCUUCACUGGAGAAAUUGAAAGCUGCUGUAGAAGAGAUGGGAUUGAGAGAUGUGGCUGAUAAGAUUGCUCAAGUUAAAAAAGUUAAAGAUUUUUGCCAAUUAAUAACAAGGUUUGAAGCUCUUGUAGACAAAAUUCAUGGACAUCUAGCGGACCAAGUGAAGCAUCAAAAGCUUCAAGCUGGUAAAGUUGUACGUGUAGAGUUCAUAGAAGAAAAAUGGAAGCUCAGUGAAGGCAUCCCAGAUGAAGUGUCCAUUGACACAUUGUUCAAUUACAUUCAAGAUCAUUAUUCUUUCCUUAAUUGUUCAUUGAUAGAAGCUAUCGUUAAUAAGCACGUUGACAAAUCAAGCCGAUUACAAGAAGAUAUGAAAGUGUAUGUUGAAGAAAUGAAUCAUUUUAAGCACUCACAAUGUCUCCAAGACCUUCAAUACGCAAUAGAAAAUGUAGAAAACUACAAUCCCUCAGAAGGCUCAGAUACCAGUUGCAAAGUUGUCAUCAAGCUAAUUGGAAAAUGGGAUAAGAUGAUCAUAAAUGACUUGGAGUCAUUUCUAAGGCAUUACUUUGAAGAUGAAGAUGUAUUCAAUUAUCUUCAAAUCACUCCAGGGUCAGUAUGCAUCUCUUAUCUGGUACCAUGUUCUGCCAUUGCUCACAUUACCACUGCUGUCAAGUCAAAGUCUGAAUCAAUGCAUCGAGUUGGUGUAUUUUACUUUUCAAUAAAUGGCGACAUACUUCUUGAUGAAAAAGAUGUUAACUUCAAUGAGUCGCUAAUUGAAGCAGUCAAGUUAUGUGAGGUCUAUGAAGUAUCACUGUUGCUGUCAUUAGGAGCUGAUCCAUGCUAUGAAGAUAGUAAUGGAGACAAGGCACUGGAGUUAGCUAAACAUACAGGAAAUAAAGAAAUAAUGCAAGCAAUGGCAACAGCUAUGGAUUCACAAGUUAUUAAACGAAAAAGCCAAGAAGAUUUAAGUGAUGAAAAAGUUAAUAAAGAAACAACUGAUGAAAAUGAAAAAUUAAAAGUGGUGAUUCAAAGACUACAGGACUCUAACGCUGAACUUGAGAAGUCAUUAACUGCUAGUAAAAGGGAGAUUGAAGAGCUACAAUCACAAAAAAAAGAAAGCGAACAAAAUUCAGAAAUUGACAAACUAAAGGAGUCAUUAGCUGAAAGUAAGAGCACUCUUGCUAAAAGUAAAGAUGAGUUGCUAGCAUUACAGAAGGAAAAUGACAAACUAAAGGAGUCAUUAGUUGAAACUAAGAGCACUCUUGCUAAAAGUAAAGAUGAGUCACUAGCAUUACAGAAGGAAAAUGACAGUUAG